UAGAGCUAUUAGCGCUUAGCUGAACAGAAGACAACAACAGCAUGAUCCAUACUGACGGGAUAGUAGGCCAGCUAUGGACCCCGAUAACAAGUAUCAAUGCGUGGCAACAAACGCGUGGAUCUUGCUGACUUGAUGAAGAUACCGAUUUUAUUGCUAAACGUACAGUAAGGUGCUCACUGUUUCUCAAGUGCUUUGAAAAACACACCGCUGCUGAGUUCUCGACUCGAGAAUCUCUAUGUGCGAGCGUCUUCCGGCGGGAGCAGCAGAAGCAGAGGUGCCAUGAACAGUGGACUCCCCGCUUCAGCUGCUCCGCUCGGGGGUGUCGGUAUACCCGGUGUGAAGGUGAAAUUCUGCCGCUACUAUGCGAAAGACAAGACUUGUUUUUACGGAGAUGAAUGCCAGUUUCUGCACGAGGACCCGUCCAUGGCGAGCCUUUCUCUACUCGGCGGUGGAGUUGGUGCUGGUGGAAGCCCCGUCUCUUUAUCUCUGACCGGAGGAGCAAUGACGGCGGCGGGUUACGCGCUCGGAGGCAGCGCGGCCAGCAGCUCUCCGGCGAACGUUCCCAAAAAGAGUGAUUCUCUCGGUCCCGCAGGAACGGCUUUGGAGGGUCAGCUGUUGUCCAUCCCUGGAAUGGAUGGAGGUGCUCUGACUGAUACCAGUCUGACCAACUCGUACUUCAGCUGCACCUUUAUUGGGGUAAAUGGGUUUGGAGGUCCAGCAGAGUCCAAGUAUUCAAUGAUGCAGAGGAUGACGAGCAGCAGCAGCUCUCCAAGUCUGCUAAACGAUGGAGCCAAGAGCUAUAGCCACGGCACUCAUGAUCCAGUCAAUUCCCCAACGUCAUCUCUCUUCAGUGAUUUUGGUGCUUUGAGCAUAUCACAAAGGAGAAAGGCUCCUAACCCCGCAGCCAGUGAAUUUGUCCCUAAAGGGGCUCCACGAAUGGCCUCCAUGUCUCAGACGACUGUGCCAACCUUCGCCUCCCCCAUGUUCCCUCAUCAUGGUCUGGGCAACUCCACUGUGGCUGCUCUUGCACCUGGUAUGUCCCUCUCGGCUGGGUCAUCUCCUCUCCAUUCCCCCAAAAUCACUCCUCACACUUCCCCAGCCCCGCGACGACGCAGCCACACGCCCAACCCUAACCCAGCCAAUUACAUGGUGCCCACCACUGUGUCUGACAAGGGGGGUGGAGCCCACAUAAUUCAGAAGGAGACUGUGGGCGGGACUACCUACUUCUAUACUGAUAACACCCCUGCUCCCUUGGCCGGAAUGGUGUUCCCAACGUAUCACAUGUAUCCCCAAACGGCACCUCAUGUGGCGUACAUGCAGCCGAAAGCCAAUGCGCCAUCUUUCUUUAUGGCUGAUGAACUCCGACAGGAGCUGAUUAACAGGCAUUUGAUAACAAUGGCACAGAUAGAUCAGUCUGAGAACCCUGGAGUGCCGUCUGAGGUAGACAGUUACCACAGCCUCUUUCCCCUGGAACCCCUCCCCCCACCCAACCGCCUUCAGAAAACCAGCAACUUCAGUUACAUUACUUCCUGUUACAAGGCAGUCAACAGCAAAGAUGACCUGCCUUACUGCCUCAGGAGGAUACAUGGCUUCAGGUUGGUGAACACCAAGUGUAUGAUGCUGGUAGACAUGUGGAAGAAGAUUCAGCACUCCAAUACUGUGACCCUUCGGGAGGUUUUCACCACCAAAGCUUUUGGAGACCACUCAUUGGUAUUCUCCUAUGACUUCCAUGCGGGGGCCGAGACAAUGUUCAGCAGGCACUUCAACGAUCCGUCAGCAGAUUCUUACUUCACGAAAAGAAAGUGGGGGCAGCAUGAGCUCCCUCCUCCACGGCAACACGUGGGUCUGUUACCAGAGUCUCUGAUCUGGGCCUACAUCGUCCAGCUGAGCUCAGCACUGCGCACCAUUCACACAGCUGGCCUGGCCUGCAGGGUCAUGGACCCCAGCAAGAUCCUCAUCACUGGAAAAACACGGUUACGAGUCAACUGUGUUGGAAUGUUUGAUGUCUUAACAUUUGACAAUAGUCAGACCAACCACCUGGCGCUUAUGCCCCAGUACCAGCAAGCAGAUCUUAUCUCCUUGGGGAAGGUGGUGUUGGCUCUGGCGUGUAACUCUCUAGCUGGCAUUCAGAGAGAGAAUCUGCAGAAAGCCAUGGAGCUGGUGUCCAUCAACUACUCAUCUGACCUCAAGAACCUCAUACUGUACCUGCUCUCAGAACAGAGCCGUCUGCGCAGCGUCAAUGACAUCAUGCCCAUGAUUGGAGCACGGUUUUACACUCAACUUGAUGCCUCGCAAAUGAGGAAUGAUGUAAUUGAGGAGGACUUGGCCAAGGAGGUUCAAAAUGGGCGAUUGUUUCGCAUACUGGCAAAACUGGGAACCAUUAAUGAGAGACCAGAGUUCCAGAAGGACCCAACAUGGUCUGAGACUGGUGAUCGUUAUCUGCUGAAGCUCUUCAGGGAUCACCUGUUUCACCAGGUAACUGAGGCAGGCACGCCCUGGAUCGACCUCAGCCACAUUGUAUCCUGUCUCAAUAAGCUGGAUGCUGGAGUACCAGAGAAGAUCAGCCUGGUGUCACGGGAUGAGAAGAGCGUGCUUGUGGUGACCUACUCAGACCUGAAGCGUUGCUUUGAGAGCACCUUUCAGGAACUGCUUGCCGCCGCUAACAGUCCGCUGUAGCAACCACCCGUCCCCACAGUAGUGGGCUGAAACUGCCUGAAACAGAGCACAUUGCACUACAGCCUGGAACAAUAGGUGCAGAAUGAUGAUCUCACAACCAGGGCGGAGCCAGCUGGUUUCUCACCUUCAGUCAGAUACACUGUUCUGUCCAGAGAAGUCUUUUUUUCUAAAGCAUAUUUUUUUAGUUUUCACAACACUGCAGCUGCAGAAUUAUGAACUGAACUGGAAGCUGUGAUAUUUUUUUUUAGACUCAGGAACAAUGUCAGAAAUAAGAGACUUCCUGCUUUUAUUUUUAAAAAAAUUAUUUGGAGGAUGCACAACAUUUUUUAGGUUCCUUUUUAAGUGAUUGUGUGUGCGUGUCCCACAGGGUGCAUUGUGGACUGAGGCCUCACACAUGAAAAGGAAGAACUAGAAUUAAACUAGAAAAACAGAUCUUCGUUUUUUUACACCAUCUCCUCACCCAUUUUUAUCGAGGUUCUACUAGAUGGAACAGACCACUGGUCGUUUGUGGGGUUCCUUGCCCAAAUCACUUUUUGCCUCAAUUCUCACUUAGAUGGGACAAACCACUGGGCUUGUUAAUGAGGGGUGGGCAAAUCAAUUAUAGUGACAAUUAUAGUGACCACUUAUGAAUGUGUGGCAUGAGUUGUAGUGUGCCCCCUUCCCUCCCCGUAAUGACUGCCAUCUCGGAGGUGGUGGGGGGGGCAUUUAGGGUGGGGGGUGUAAUUUCACAUCAUUUGCUGGCGCUGACAAAGGGGUGCUCUCUCCUCUUGCUAUGUAAAAUUAUGGCAUUAAUUUCAGAGUUUUGCAACAUCCUUAUUCAUUUUACAGAUGCUUUUGAAAUGUAAUUCAAAAUCGGAAUUUGAGAGAGUGGAUUUAUUUUGUCUUUUUAGUCAGGCUCUCAAGAUAGGAACCAAGUAACUGGACCAUGCUAGCUUGAGAAACCAGUUCUGGUGCAUUGUAGAAUGUCCUCCUUAUGCCUCUGUUGUGGAGCAUCCAAACUUUCUGUCCAUUUCUCCUUUGCACUCUUUCUUUUCCCCUGCCAUGCUUACUCCUCUAUUCUUUUCCAUACCUCUGUCUCUACCGCCCCUCUCUGGGUCUUCACACUAGUGUUGGUUUGGAUAUAGUGAAUCUCAGUAGAGCUCUCUCGUGUUGUUACUGUCAUUCCAUUUCUGCUCCAAACUGUUGUAUAGAGAUGCAUGAUGGGAUGUUUGCGAUCUCACCUCACUAGAGUGCUCUCUGUGGACCAAUCUCAUCAGGAUGAAAGGGGGGUUGGGCUAGUUGGGAUUGUAUUUGGUUUUCUUUCUUUUCAUUGUUUUUUUUUUUUUUUGUUUUUUUUUACAAUUAUUUGACCCACAAAUUAUGUGAUGGAAAUGUGCUUUAACUGAACCUGGUUCGCUUAGGAUGAUCCCUGAAAGGAAAAAGCCAAUGACUGAAUGUGUCUGACCUGUCAUUGGUGACUUGCCCAGUCCUUGAGUCAAGCUGUGGUGGAACGGACAGAGAAGGGUACAGGAUACAGCAGGCAGAGCUGCAGUGAGGUGCUGCGAGUUGAAUAAUGUACUAUUGCUCCUUUUUUGUAUCUUCUUUUUAGUAUAAAGAUCAGUCAGUAAGAAACUUGGUGAACAUUGUGCCAAGCCCUUAUUCCACUUGAAGUGACAUUACAAACACAGACACGCAUAAAUACACAUCAGUUACAUUCAAAGCCAGCACUGGCAAAUCUCAUAUCAUGAACCCAGUUUCCUAUGGAAUGCACUCCUGUUAUAGACACACACACGCAUACAAUGCACUCGUACAUUAAGUCCUUCACCAUCCCAGUACAUUUUAUGCCCUUGUGUUUAUAGUCACAUUUUUUGCAAUAUUUGUGUGUACAACAGUAUUUUAAUAAAGAGUAAUAAAAUAUAA
This is a messenger RNA of Myxocyprinus asiaticus (Chinese sucker), 4575 nucleotides long. It is a transcript of the gene pan3, whose product is annotated as poly(A) specific ribonuclease subunit PAN3. The transcript has 18 exons. Lineage: Eukaryota; Metazoa; Chordata; Actinopteri; Cypriniformes; Catostomidae. The record is from RefSeq and is a predicted model, not a curated record. Gene Ontology annotation, molecular function: poly(A) binding; protein kinase activity; metal ion binding. Gene Ontology annotation, cellular component: PAN complex; P-body. Gene Ontology annotation, biological process: protein phosphorylation; mRNA processing; nuclear-transcribed mRNA poly(A) tail shortening. The coding region runs from base 280 to 2676 and encodes 798 amino acids.